Clunio marinus is the source of this 1458-nucleotide messenger RNA. The record is from the annotation of a GenBank genome assembly. NCBI's taxonomy places the organism in Eukaryota, Metazoa, Arthropoda, Insecta, Diptera, Chironomidae.
AUGGCUUUACUCAUACUAUUGGCACAUGAAAUAUGUGCUGCCACCGAGAAACCAACUUCAGAAUAUUUAUCUUCAACAGCUCCAUCUCAUUCUUCGGAAACAUCACAUGAUGACACCGAGGAACCAACUUCAGAACAUUCAUUUUCAACGGCUCCAUCUCAUUCUUCGGAAACAUCACAUUAUGACACCGAGGAACCAACUUCAGAACAUUCAUUUUCAACAGGACCAUCUCAUUCUUCGGAAAAUUCACAUUAUGACACCGAGGAACCAACUUCAGAACAUUUAUCUUUUCCGGGUCCAUCUGACUCCUGUGAAGACCGUGGUUACAUUUGCCCUCCAUUUACCGUAUGGAGUGUACCUUUGUGCAGAUGUAGAAUUUUAUGUGAUUACGCGUUGCCAUGUGGCGGCGAACAGGAAUGGGAUUUUGAAGCAUGUGAUUGUAUUCCCACUUCAUCAUAUCCACCGUCAACAGUUCCAUCAUUCAGUCCAAUUCCGACUUCAUUUCCACCUAUAUGUGAUUUAGAAUGUCCUGAAAAUUACUUUUUAGAUGACGAUUGCGUCUGUCAACGAAUUCCAUGCGAACCCAAGCCAUGUCCACCAAAUAGGUAUUGGCAUUUGAAACUCUGCAAAUGUGUCUGCAUUAAAUUAGAAAACUGUAAGCCAGGAUAUCAAUUUGAUGACGUAUCAUGUCAGUGCAUAUCGGAAUGUCCACCAGGUACUAUAUACGAUGAUGAGCUUUGUGAAUGUGUUUGCCUGCCACAAAUUUGCAAACCUGGCUACAUCUUCGAUAAUAAAUUAUGUGAUUGUGUAAAGAAAGUGGAUUGUCUUUUUGGUUACAAAUUCGAUGAAAUACGCAACGAAUGUGUUUGUAUUCCUCACCGUCGAUGUCCACCAGGCUACAUUUUCAAUCAUAUUAUUUGUGAUUGUGUUAAAGAUGUCAUACCAGAAUGUCCACCAGGAUAUAUUUAUGAUGACGAACUUUGUGACUGCGUUUGUGCUUUGAUUGAAAUAUGUGAACAUAAUUUUGUUUGGGAUGAAAAUCUGUGCAAGUGUAUUUGUCCAAGAAGUCAAAUUUGUGAUAAUGGAAUGUACUGGGAUGAACGUCAGUGCAAAUGCGUUUGUUCAAAUAUACAAAUUUGUAAAGAGCCUUUCGUUUUCUCUAAUCAAACUUGUGCUUGCAUCUGUGAUCCAUGCUUAAUUGAUUAUGAGUGUCACACUGGUCAUGUAUUCGACGACAAACUAUGUAAAUGUGUAAAGAAAGUUGAACCACAUUGUCCGCCAAAAUUCGUUUAUGAUGAAGAAGAGUGUGAGUGCGUUUGUGAAAUAAAAUAUCCUAGAUGUAUCGGCAAACAAGUCUGGGAUGAUACAAUAUGCGAAUGUGUUUGUCCACAUUUCAUUUGUACUGAAGGAUAUCGUGAUGAACGAGCUUGUCAAUGCAUUGUUAGAGUUCCUCAUUAA